GGAGGGUCGAGGAGAAGGAGGAGGGGGAAGGCCAGAUCUACUCGCGGGAAAAAUGGCGGAAACAUGUCGGUCUGUGUUUUCUGCGGCAGCGCUUCAAAACAUUGACUCGUAGGCCUCAUAUGGUGUUUACCUCCGUGUAUUCAGUGCAGUUUUCCACCUCUGGACCCAAGAAUCAGGCAGUUCCAGAAGAACGCUCGGCAAAGUCUCUCCACUGCACGAAAUGUACCCUAAUCUUCAAAUCCAAGGUGUACCUCUUCGAGCAUCUCAACAAGGUGCACUGCUUGGACGUGGAUGCUUCGCUCAAAGGUGCUGGCUUAAAAUACGCUGAGAGGAAAAAGGCCAACACUGAGAGCAGCAGACCUUCAGGACAGAGAUUUGUGUGCAGGAGCUGUGAUUUUAAGACUUGCAGUCAAGACGCUUUGACAAAGCAUGAGGCGCAGUGUGAACGAACUGAAAGCUCGGACUUGACUGAAACUGUCGUUUCUGGCAGCGCAGAUAGAGAAGCGGCUGUCACGUUAACGAACCAAACCAACGAAGAAGAAGAAGCUCCCUCGUUAAGGGAUAUAAAAACAUACAAGAGGCCGGCGCAAACCAUCGGCAGCUGUUUUACAGAAUCACCUGGAACAAACGAGAAGCUCAAGUUGGCCUGCGACACCAAGGAAACUCUAAUUUUAGUGGACACCCCCCCAGAACCCAACCUGCACUGGACCGCUGUGAGUAAAGUCUCUGCAAAGCCUUGGAUCGACGUCUACCAUCGGUCGGACAACUUCCUGCAAAGUGACCAUCUUUAUCAUGCCAUGCUAGGAGCUUCCGAUCCGGCGGAAGAACAAACAAAAAUGGCCGUGAACGAGAUCGGCAGAAGGACCAACGACGAGAGCUCGAACGGUCCCAAGACUAAAAAGGCCAAAUUAGAAUCAGAAAAUACACGAGAAGGGACUGAAGAUGGGAACGGAAAACAUUCGGGCAGCACGGAGUUUGCGUUUGAAGUCAGCGAAGACGAAGAGGAAAAGAAGGCCGGCGCCGUUGGCAGAGACCCGGCACCCCCGAGCGUUUAUUUCUGUAAGCACUGCGACUACAGCGACGUGAGCGUCAGGCUCGUGUCCGCUCACUAUCAUAGCAAUCACCCCUACGUCAGAUGUAACGAUGGCUACAUUCAGCAGCCGGCUGAUCAGAGCGCCACCUUCCGCUGCCUCCACUGCCCCGUGGAGUUUCUAAGCCCCGGUGACCUCAAGUGGCACUACACAGAAAAGCAUCCGGAGGUUCCAGACGUGUUCAAGAUGAAAUCGAAUGAGCUCAGACUGCUGUUUAGAUGCUUCACGUGUCCGUUCACCUGCCACGAGGCGAAGGCCCUAAAACACCACUACAAGGAAAGGCAUCCGGCUUGUGAGGCGGACAAUUCUUUGUUGUUCUGUAAAUAUUUCGCGAGCAAAUGUCCGAAGGAGCCGUGCGUGAAAACGUCAAGUCCAGAAAGAUCGGCGGAGGUUUCCCCCAAGAGACCCAGCUCACCGUCUAAAGAUGUGGAAAUUACACCUUCACCCCAACCCCCCACCCCCACAAGACCGGACGUGAGCCCGUAUAAAUGCAGCAGAUGUGACUUUGAGCACAAGUCAGCCGUUGUCAUGCAUGUUCACUACCAGAAAAAGCACCCGGAAAGGACUGUUACAAUAGAUGAAAUAAAACGGUUGGCUCGUAGCAAAUCACAGCCGAUGCCUGAGAAGGAAACCUCACAGGGCGAAAGAGCCGACGUACAUGUACAGGAGGAGCCUGCAGCAUCCACGGUCCGGGUCGUACCCGAGGUUUCCAAAAGUCGAUCAGACCUUUUGAGAAUUGAGGACGUUAGAUCUCUGGUGGACGGCGUCAAAAAAGGGAAGUUGCCUUCUAAACCCAUAAGACAAACAACCAGCAGAUUGGAGGAUUUGGAAAUGGACGAAAAGGUGCCUUCGCAGAAGGCGAAGCUCAAACCUGAGCUGGCUCUGCAAGACGCUACGUUGCCCACACCAGACCACACGUCGGAAGCUGCCAAGAAAACUUCAGAGCUUUCCGCACCAAAACACCUGAAGUCUGCAAAAAAUAAAAGCAGUGCGAAGAUGUCUGCCUCUAAACCUGAUACACAAACAACCGGGCCUAAAUCAGAAAAGCUGCUCUGUAGUUCACCGCUGGAGAUGCACUACUGUCAGUUUUGCAAUUACGCAAGUCCUCAAAUCAGAAGCGUCAUUGGCCAUCAUAACGCAAAACAUUCUGGCCAAAUACUCUUAUCGAAGGAAGACAUCAUACAGUAUAGCGCCGAGGUUAUGGAGAAUAAGGCCAAGAUCCAAAUGACUUCUGAAACCAGUAAUCACGUUGAAAAAAGCAGCAAAAUCGAGGCUCAGCUUAAAAGGAGCGGUUCUAAAAAAAAUCAACCCUAUGUGCUCGCAGACAAAUUAUUCUACUGCCAUCUCUGCAAUUUUGGAAAUCCGUCAACGCAAGGCGUGAUCGCUCACCAAAACAGAGUUCACAAAUACCGAUGGUCCAAUCGGGAGAAUAUUAUUAAAUAUUCGUCCUCGAUCCACAAGAAGAUAAAAGAAUCAAAACUUCAAGGAAAGACCACCACACUCUCUCAACAUUUACCUCUUCCUAUUAUAAGGGAAAGUGACAAGGACAUGUUUUUCUGCCGCUUUUGCAACUACAAAAACAGAGCGGUGUCCGUAGUGUUACACCAUUGCUCCAGAGUACACCGCGUUUCUAACGAGACCGCCAACAUUCACGCGUACACGGCCGCGGUGCUCAAACAGCUGCAGAAAUCUCCUCUUCUAUCGGCUUUGAACCCGGAGCCGCAGGAGAAAGCUACGGGCAAAAAAGAAACUGCAAACAGCUCUUCCGAGACAAUUCCCGGCUCGGCGUCGCUUGCAGCUGGGAGCGGCGAAACGCGAAGGAAGCUUCCGUGCAAAUACUGCACGUUCACUACUCAGUACGUGUUCCUUUUGAUGUCACACAUGCGGAAAACCCACUGCUCGAAAUUUUCCGUCACGCGGACUCUAAGGCUGUGCUACCGUAAAGGGGUGCUGGAGCCGGGCUAUCACUGCGAGUGGUGUGCUUUCAGUCACAAAAAAGCAGAAGCGGUCCACAAGCACUACCAGGAAUGGCAUCCAGGGUGUAAGCACGCAAGCCUUGCCACUAUAAAGACUCGGUUAUAUGUCGGUCCCAAUUGUAUGUUUUCAAAAGACAAGAAAACUGAACUAAAGCCGGGCCAUCAAGGCCUGAGAUCACAAAGUUCAGAAAAAACCGACAAACCUUAUCGAUGCGCAGCGUGUUCUUUUAAAAGUUUCUCAAAGUUCUCUCUCGAACGCCACAGCAACCAGUUUCAUCCCGCGCCCGCUAAAGAGGACGUCUCAGACCCGCAGAGUGACAAAGGGACGAGGGGAAAGAGCCAGUUGGAAGAACUCAACGAGAUGCCGGGGUUGUUUGAGUCCUUCCAGGUGCCUCUUGACGUCGCAGAGCAAGAAGAUUCGUCGUCCACGGUGUUCAAGUGCUCGUUGUGCCCCGCCACGUUCAAUCGGAAGCACGGCCUGAGCGUUCACUGCGGCAUCAAACACCUCGAAGAUAAAAACGCGAAAGAGCCGAAGAAACACGCGGAAAAAACCGAGCGGCGCGUACACGUCUUCAAGUGUCCGUAUUGCAACUACAUCAACACCAGUCAUCAGGGAGUUCUCACUCACUGCUACAUGAAGCAUCCUGCCUCCCCGUCCAGCGCAGACAGCCUUCAUCUGGAUCCGGCUCGUUUGCAGGAUCGGGACAAGAAGAGAAAUGCCUCCGACGAGACGUUCAAAUUCAGCGGGUACACCUGUAAAGCGUGCCCAAAGAUCUGUGCCACGCUGAAGAAGCUGAUGAGGCACCGCGAACAGGAACACAACGAGACGGCGCCCGGUGGGCCCAAACCGUCUGACAAGCCGUCUUUGGUUCUUAAGAUAAAGCUAGCUCAGCCCCACAAAACUCAUAAGUCCGUCUCCAAGGCUUCCCUUCUUACCAAGAACGUCUACGGCAGGUUGAAGUGCCAGCAGUGUCCUUAUGUCGCCUGCACAAACGUCGGUCUGAACCAACACGUGCUGAAGCAGCACAAGAAAGCUGCUCCGAAGGACUGCGUGUAUAAGUGCGUGUUGUGUCCACAGACCUAUUCGUUUAAAAAGCGACUUUCGAAGCAUUACGCCAGGACACACGGAAGGGGGGCCUACCUGAAAUACUACGUUCCCGUGUACAAGCCCGGCGGCAAGAAGCAAGAGCCGUCGCCUCAGCCGCAGCAACAUAACUCGAAGGACAAAAGGUUCAUCUACAGGUGUCCCAGCUGUCCGUACGUGAACACCACUUACCACGGGACUCUCACCCACAGCCAGAUGAAGCACCCAAGCGUUGUGGUGAGAGCCGACGAGCUGGAAACGGGCGAAAUCUCCGUCUCCAGCAUCAUACGGUGCUCGAAAGGAAAGGGUUCUUAUGAAAGAGGGUACCUGUGUAAGAGAUGCCCACAGAUUCACCCGUCCAUCAAGAAACUAAAAUCCCACUGUCAAAAAGAGCACGGCGGCGCGGCCGUUUCUGAGCUUUUCUCCGAAUACGAAGCAGACAAGCGAGACGGUGACGGCUCUCUGGCCGCAGACGUAGUAGCCGCCCCCUUGAAAGCAACAUCGCAGGACCCUCCCCGCCCUCAGGGGGAGCAAGGCGAAGAGGCGGCUUCCGGCGAUGGCGGUUCACGAGCCGACGCGUCCGAAGCUGCCCCUUCGAGGAAGGCGUUGCUGAAAAAAGACUCGUCGUACAAGUGUCAGCUGUGUGUGUACUCGACGUUCUCACGAAAAAACCUGCAAGCUCACUACAAAGGCGGUCACAAACUGGACGCGCUAAACACCUACAAGAUGUUGGAAAGGUACAACAAGCGAAAGAACAACUUCCUCCUGAAAUACUUCAGAUUUAAAAAACCGCCAACGUUGAAGUGCAAGAAGUGUCCAGACUCGACGUUUGACUCGUCCCAGUUGCUCAUCGACCACUACAACACUUUUCACAAGCUGGGCAGCAAAUCGGACUUCAUCGUGUUGUCGUUCGGAGUGAGGAAGGAAAGCACGGGGCUCUUCAAGUGCAAGUUCUGCAAAGUGAAUUUGUACGGAACCAGAAAACUCUGCCGACACCUGGACCGCCACCGAGACCAGGCCAAGCCGGAGGCCGCAAAAAAAAUGUAUUCCCUCUUCAGAGCAUUGCCAAGGCCCCUACGCCCUGAGGUCUCCCAACAAGAUAAACUCGCCAAAUCCGAAAGCGGCGAGGAGCUCAGCCAGCGGACGGACACGCCGGCGGAGGCUGGAAGUCUCUCGACCAGUCCCCAGACGUCGCCUUCGAAGCUCUCGGAUGUCGGGCCGGAGGCUGAAGGCCAAGGGGGCGGACACCGCUGCAAACGGUGCCAGAGGGCGUUCAUGUCGUACAAAGGUCUGCGUUUACACGAGCGAAGCCACGCCGCCAUGGGAGCCAUCAAGAAGCUGGACAAUGUGGUGAACACGGAGUUCAAACACAGCAUCAAAAAAUACCUUUUCCACAAACCGGAGACGGUGAAGCCUUACCUGUGUGGCUGCUGUUCUUACCGGACCAAUUUCAUGGCGCUUUGGCAAAGUCAUUUUCUGAAAAACCAUCAAGACAUCAUUGAGAAUGACUUAAAGAUCAGCACUAAAGACGAGGAGAUUUCUCAAAGCUCCGACAAGGAGUUUCCAGAUUCGUCUGAGAGAAUGGGCAACUUUCCUGACCUCAAUGAAGAACCAGAGGAUGCAGAAGAAUCCACCGAGUCGUACUCGGAGCCCCCGGAUGUGCAGCGGCAGUUGACCCACUACAGCUUGAUGGCGCAGAAUGUGGACAAAACGAACGUGAACUUUCACCAAAUCAAUUUGUACGACAGCUUCCUUCAGUGCGAGAUGUGCAACUUCAACACCGAACACCUGUCCAGCAUCCGGCGGCACUACGCGAACCGGCACGGGAAAAAAGUCCUCCGGUGCAAAGACUGCGACUUCUUCACGGGCGUGAGAAAAAACAUGGAAAUGCACAUAGAGACGGGCCAUUCCACCUGCCAGUCCAAACCGACUCAUCUGAAGGACCUCCGCUGCCCGUUCUGCCUCUACCAGACCAAGAACAAGAACAACAUGAUCGACCACAUCGUCCUGCAUCGAGAGGAACGAGUCGUGCCGAUAGAGGUGCGCCGCCCAAAACUAUCCCGCUACCUACAAGGCAUCGUCUUCCGCUGUCACAAAUGCACUUUCACCAGCGGUAGGGCUGAAAACCUGCGCCUGCACAUGAUGAGGCACGAUGACAUCAAACCUUACAAGUGUCGACUCUGCUACUUUGACUGCCCUCGCCUCAAAGACUUGGAGGCACACCUGAGCGAUAAGCACCAGGUUUUGAGAAACCAUGAGCUUGUGGGUCAGGUGAGCCUGGAUAAGCUAGAAGCGAGGACGGGCACCAGGCUGGAGAAGGAAGACGACCACAAGUCUGACAGUGAAGAGCUGGAAGCUGGGGAGUUAAACUCUGACCGCGAUGAUGAUCCCCAAAGCGACAGCGUCCCAGAAUACCACCCCGCAGACACGAUACUCCCUAUAAAGGAAGUGCAAGGGAGUCGGGAGCAGAAGGAAAGUGAAAGAACACCCUCCAACGGCUCUGUGUCGGACAUUACUCAGCAAAACACCAGUGAGCCGAGGAGACCUGAGCAGGACCUGCAAACACAGGAGCAGAAAGUGGCUUUGCGUCACUCUGCAAAAGAACAGCACGAAAUCAAUUCUGAAGUAGUUGCUGAGGAGCUCAAUGAGGCAGGACUCAAAUCUGACAGCUGCAGUUUUGCUGGAGAAGAGAGUAAGAUCCAAACCACGCCGAGCGACGGACAAGAAGAGAAAGCCGCAGAGACGCCUUUGACUUCCUUCAAAGCGGCAGAUGUCCAGGCCAACAGGCUGCAUUUGAAGGAGGGUCACCAAAAAGCACAGAGCGUAGAGGACGACAUAGUGCGCCAUGUCCUGCAGCUGGAUCAAGAUGGGAGCGUGCAAAAGUCACACAGGAGGCCCGAUCAGGAGAGAAACACUAAAAUAGACCAAACCGAGGCUAACGGUGUGGAACACGAGACAAGUGCUGAGCCAUUAUCAAUAAAGGUUUGUAGCACAUCUUUGGCCCAGAACCUAAAGUUUGAAGUCAACGUCAUCCCUAAUCCGUCCACAGCGAAGCUUAACUCCGCACAGGGAAGCGAGUCGAAGCGCAGAGAGGGUUUCCGAUUUGAACCCCAUUUGCUGACGCUUUCGCAAAACUUUCCGCGACCUCUGUUGGGCCACAGGGAGAGGUUGGGCAGGUUACUGGCGAACUCCAAACAGGAACAAAAACACGACGCCGGUGUCGUUAAGGAUGAGUCGGAACCGUCGACGGGGCCCGACGAGCACGUCAAGGAGGAACAGCCCCGUCUGGAACGGUGUGAGGAGGCGGAGGAGCUGAAGCCGGACCGAGAAGUUGAGAUUAACAAGAAGGAUGAGGACGAGUGCAAGGUUCAGGAUACGCCACACGUCCGUGAUGAUGCACUCGCCGCCCUGGAUGGAGCUGCUGAGCUUCUGUGUGAGAAGCCGUUCACCUGUGAGCUGUGUGGACGAAACCUCACCAACAGCUCUGAACUCAGUCGCCACGUCAUGCGUCAUGGAAUUUAACGUUUUCCUCUCCGGCGACGCCUGACGACUGCUGCUCCCUGCUUUUUAUACGAUGGAACUAUUUUACUCUUUGAAAACCGUUUAGGAACAAAGCAAUGUUACAAAUAGAUUAUUCACCUUUUUUUGGUUGUUUUUAGAUUUUUUUUUUUUAUCAUUUUCUAAUUGAAUAUUUUUAUACAGCAGCUGUUUAUACAUUAAUGCAGUAAGCAAAGAGAACUUCAAAACAUGACGACUGUAUCAUAUGACCUGUCUUAAAAGGUUAAAGUCAAAAAAGUAUUGCCCCCCUCCCCUCCAUUCCAUCCAUUUUAGAUUUUAACUUGAGAAACAGUGUUACUCUGGCGUCAUUGUUGUAGAAUUAAGCAGACCCUAACACUGUGAACCUUCAAAACUUUGACUUUAAAUGCUAGAUUGUAGGUAAUGUUACUGCUUGCUUCAGGCACUGUUAGGUAUUUGACUUUAAUUGAGAAUAAAUUUGUUUUUUUUUGUUGUUUUUUUCAGGAAUCUUCCACUUAGCUUUACACCUUCAUGUUUCAUUCUUGUUUUUUUAAAUUUGUGUCAAUGUCACUGGCAUUGUACUGUAAACUAAAUAAAUGAAAGACAAGACUGCAAUUGCUGCUGAA
Molecule: messenger RNA, 8293 nt
Organism: Fundulus heteroclitus (mummichog)
Lineage: Eukaryota; Metazoa; Chordata; Actinopteri; Cyprinodontiformes; Fundulidae
Product: zinc finger protein 462
Exons: 10
Coding region: 120-7673 (2517 amino acids)
Biological process (GO): regulation of gene expression
Cellular component (GO): nucleus
Source: RefSeq, a predicted model, not a curated record